AACCAAGUGCGAUGGCCGGACUUGCUUUAGUCGUUUUUCUUCUGGUGAAGAGUGCAAAUUGUGCUUUCUUCGACUUGACGGAUGUUGACGAUCCUUUAUCGCUGCUCUGGCAUACCAAGGAUUCGAUUACUGCACCCAAAAGCUCAUGCAAUGUCAUUCUCGACGAUGGUACUUCCAUAACGGGGUCUUGCAAACACAAAACUCAGUGUCUGUUGUCGGGAGGACAAGUUCAUUUUAAUGGACAAUGUGGAUUUUUUACAACCUGUUGCACUCAAAAAACGGACUGUUCGCGUAGAACUCGAUCAAAAGUGUCUCAUUUUACCAAUCCUGAGAACGUAGUAGAAGAGUGUGAAUAUGUUGUAGAGGUUGAAAAUGACAAUAUUUGCCAAAUGAGGAUAGAUUUUGAAAACUUUCAACUAUCCCCUUCAGAAAGACGCCCCCUUCCCCCCAUCAACCCAACCAACCAAGUCUAUCACAGAAUCUGUCGCGCAGACUACUUGACCGUCAGCCCACGAACAUACUACGUUCCUGAAUAUUUCUGCGGCAAUAAUGACAAUCAACAUGUUUAUGUACAUUUAAACAAACAAAGACAAGUCACAUUACACAUGCAUUUAGCAAACAGAAAUAUCACACAAGACCCUAACGUUAUACACAACCCUCGUUGGAAAAUUAAGAUAACUCAAUUGGAAUGUCCAGGACCUCAAAAUUUUUUCACCAAGCAUAAAAAUUUCAACGCCCAAACUGAUUUCAAACUAUUAGCCCCAGAAGGAGCGACGCAAUUUUUUAUGGCACCAAGUGGCCGCGUUAGAUCUUUCGGUUUUGACGGUGCCACACAAAGUGAGUAUAUCAGCGGUCUCAAUUACUCCAUUGCCUUCAAAAUAAAUCCACGAGUUAAUUGCAUUAGGUUUACUACAAAUUAUAUAACUUUACGUCAAAGUCUCGCGACUGCUGACCCUGGAUUUUGUAUAGACUAUUUAUUUAUUCCAGAACUAGUAACUGGAACGACUGAUGUUACUAAUUAUGAUUCGAAAGUCUGUUCCAGACUUGAAACAAUACCGCAAACUCCACAAAUUUUUUACUCUUACGGACCUGGACCAUUUCUUAUUCAUUUUGUGUCACAAACUUCAUUCACAGAGGCGCCUCUUCUCACUUUAGUACAUGCUUUUGAUAUCAACUAUGAAAUUACUUCUUGCAAUUAACUAUUAACAAAAUACUUGAACUUGUAAUUGUAAGAUUGUUUCUGUAAUUUAAUAUUUUCGGUAAAUAUUAAUUGAAUUAUUUUUAAAUAA
Molecule: messenger RNA, 1289 nt
Organism: Tribolium madens (black flour beetle)
Lineage: Eukaryota; Metazoa; Arthropoda; Insecta; Coleoptera; Tenebrionidae
Exons: 8
Coding region: 12-1199 (395 amino acids)
Source: RefSeq, a predicted model, not a curated record